Messenger RNA from Rhinopithecus roxellana (golden snub-nosed monkey), 316 nucleotides. It is a transcript of the gene NPS, whose product is annotated as neuropeptide S. Gene Ontology annotation, biological process: positive regulation of synaptic transmission, GABAergic; positive regulation of synaptic transmission, glutamatergic; positive regulation of action potential. NCBI's taxonomy places the organism in Eukaryota, Metazoa, Chordata, Mammalia, Primates, Cercopithecidae. Bases 15 to 284 code for a protein of 89 amino acids. The transcript is spliced from 3 exons. Gene Ontology annotation, cellular component: extracellular region. The record is from RefSeq and is a predicted model, not a curated record.
UUCGGAAGUCCAAAAUGAUUAGCUCAUUAAAACUCAGUCUCAUCCUAGUUCUGUCGCUGUCCACAAUGCAUGUGUUUUGGUGUUAUCCAGUUCCAUCUUCUAAGGUGUCUGGAAAAUCUGAUUACUUUCUCAUUCUGCUGAACAGCUGCCCAACCAGAUUGGACAGGAGCAAAGAACUAGAUUUUCUAAAGCCAAUUUUGGAGAAGAUGUUUGUGAAAAGGUCCUUUCGCAAUGGAGUUGGCACAGGGAUGAAAAAAACUUCCUUUCGAAGAGCAAAAUCAUGACUAAGUGCACAAAGGACUCCGGGAAUUAAUCU